AUGGUAUUUGGAAUACUCGAGGACAAGAAGCUUGGAGAUCAGGUUCCCGGAACAGCUCUUCUGAGCGAUAUUAAGGAUAUCAAUACUAAUUUUGACGGUCCUAAUGAUGGCACGCGGUUGAAACACGCUGCAGGCAAUAAGGACAUUGUACUCGUCCCGCAGCCUUCAGAUGAUCCAAAGGAUCCUUUGAAUUGGCCGAGGUGGAAGAAAGAGUGUCACUAUUGGAGCCUCUGUCUAGCCGCUGGUCUAGCUGGAUCUAUCGGGCAUCUUCUUAAUGCUGGCUUCAAAGACAUAGCAACUGAAUGGGGCGUCUCCGUCAACGCAGUUGCGGGGACGACUGCGGACCUAUAUAUUGCUCUCGGAAUAUUCACUCUUGUUCAAGGCUCUCUGGGUAUUAAGAUCGGUCGUCGGCCUGUUUACCUGUUCGCCUCCGCUUGCCAGUUCUUUACAUGUAUCUGGGCUGCAAAGUCAACAAACAUUACCUCUUUCACACCAGCCAGGGUAUUCCAAGGUCUCGGCAUGGCCCCGUACGAGGCUCUAGCUACAGCUAGUAUAGGUGAUAUCUUCUUCGUUCAUGAAAGAGGGUUACGUGUGUCUAUUUGGAAUUUCGCAAUAGGAGGAGGGAUAGCGGUAACUCCAAUUGUCAAUGGGCCUGUCAUCAGUACUCUUGGAUGGAGAUGGACUUUCUGGCUUAUUAUGAUCGCGUUCGGCAUCAGUCUGGUUCUCGUAAUAUUCCUAAUGCCUGAGACGAUGUACGACCGCAGAAUCGCAAGUAAGACGAAUGGUAUCGGAAGUUUCGCAGACAAAGCUGAACUAGACAGAAACUCCUCUCCGUCGAAGUCCGACGAGUCUAGAGAAGCAGUGGACAUUGAAGAAAUUGAUAGAUCACCUUCAAUAUCCACGAACCCGCAAGAAAUUUCACAGAAAGGCUUGAAACCGAAGACUUUCCUUGAAGAACUAAAGCCAUGGAGUUAUUCAGGCGAUAUAAGCUUCAUAAAGUCAUUACUCAGACUAUUACCCUUCACACUGAGUCCUGCCGUAUGGUUUACGUUCUUUGCUUAUGGUUGUACCACCGUCUGGUUCGGUGUUGUCUCCAUUAUCUAUUCACUGGUGUUUGGAAGUGCGCCGUACUUCUUCGAUGCCAAGACAGUUGGUCUGAUAUCCAUCGGACCUUUCAUCGGUUCUAUCAUUGGUACUGUUAUAGCAGGACCACUAUCCGACUGGUCUGUUAAGUGGGCUUCGAGAAGAAACAAAGGCAUUUACGAGCCGGAAUUCCGUCUAUUUCUCUUAAUUCCGAUGUUCGUGAUAGAGAUUGCCGCUUAUGUUGGCUGGGCUAUCAUGCAGCCAAAGGGUCUUCCAUGGAUCGGUCCCGUGAUGAUGUACUCCAUGAUAGUUGGAGGGCAAUGCAUUGGCGCAACUGCGAUUUGCAGUUAUCUCAUAGACGUUCAUCGGAAGAAUACCCCAGAGGUGAUUCAUUUCCCUUCGUAUUUACAUCUGGCUUCAUUCAUUUCAAAUUCCUCCGCUCCGAAGUGCUUUGCUCUUGUCAACUUCGCCAAGAAUAUGGUUCUAUUUCCAGUAACUCUCGUUGCCAAUGGUUGGGUGGUCGAACUGGGUAUUCUUCGUACUUUCGACUUCCGGUCUUAUACUUAUCUUCGACCCUCUCCAAUCGACAUGGCGUUCGGGAUUCUUGAGGACAAGACGUUUGGACAACAGGUCCCUGGAACGGCAGUGCUGAGUGACAAGGAGACACUUGGCGCGGAUUUGAACCGCCGUGUUGACGACACCCAUCUAAAGCGAUCCACAGGCGACCAGGACAUCAUUCUCGUCCCACAACCUUCGGAUGAUCCAAAGGCAUGCGAAAGCAUAAAUAAUGACCGUAUUACUCUAAUCCCCGGCACCUUAGGAUCCUCUAAACUGGCCACGGUGGAAGAAAGAAUGUCACUAUUGGAGCCUCUGCUUAGCCGCUGGUCUAGCGUAACAAAAUCCGUAAUUCUAGAACGUGCCUUAGCUGAUCUCGACUGCCUAACAGCGGAUCCCGCUGGCUUUAAAGAUAUCGCAACGGAAUGGGGCAUCUCGGUUAACGCAGUAGCAGGAACGAAUGCAGACUUGUCUCUGGCUCUUGGGAUAUUCACCCUCGUUCAAGGCUCUUUGGGUAUCAAGUUUGGUCAUCGCCCUGUUUUCUUGUUUGCCUCGGCAUGCCAAUUCUUCACAUGCAUUUGGGCUGCGAAAUCCACAAACAUUACCUCGUUCAAACUGGCUCGAGUCUUUCAAGGCUUUGGAAUGGCACCGUACGAGGCUCUUGCAGCAGCCAGCAUAGGCGAUAUCUUCUUUGUCCAUGAAAGGGGAAAGCGAGUGGCAAUCUGGAAUUUUGCCAUCGGAGGUGGACUUGCGGUGAGGGUAUCGACGAAACCGUCAAUAAACUGCGACAUUAAAGCGUGGACAUUCUGGUUUAUCAUGGUCGUGUUCGGGAUUAGCCUCCUCAGUGCAAUAUUUCUCAUGCCUGAAACGAUGUACGACCGCAGAAGUGCACACUAUGGUGAUGGCACUGAUGAUCCCACAGACAUUGUUGAGUUAGAGAAGACCCACCAUCCAUCGAAGGUCAACAUCGCCAACGAGGUGCUGGAUAUCGAGGAAAUUGAUAGAACAUCGUCUGAGACUAUUAGCAUACAAGAAACUGGCCAGAAGGUUCUGAGAGCGAAGACGUUCCUUGAAGAACUUAAACCAUGGAGCUAUUCAAGUGACAUAAGCUUUGUGAAGUCUUUGCUUAGACCGUUUCCUUUCGCGCUUAGCCCUGCGGUGUGGUUCACGUUCUUUGCUUAUGGUUGUACAACUGUUUGGCUGGUCGUUGUCUCUGUCAUCUACUCGUUAGUAUUCGGCAGUGCACCGUACUUCUUCAACUCUGAAACAGUCGGCUUGAUCUCCAUUGGGCCCUUCCUCGGAUCUAUCAUUGGCACUGCGGUAGCAGGCCCACUAUCUGACUGGUCUGUCAAAUGGGCUGCUAGGCGAAACAGAGGCAUAUACGAACCUGAGUUCCGCCUGUUCCUUCUCAUCCCGAUGUUCAUACUUGACAUCGCUGGAUAUGUUGGAUGGGCUAUCAUGCAACCAAAAGGCCUUCCAUGGAGGCCAGUGGUGAUGUACUCCAUGAUUAGUGGAGGACAGUGCAUAGGUGCAACUGCGAUUUGCAGCUAUCUUAUUGAUGUGCAUCGGACUAACGCACCUGAGUGCUUUGCCCUUGUCAACUUUGGGAAGGACAUCCUUCUUUACGCAAUUACACUCUUCGUCAAUGGAUGGGUGAUAGACUUGGGGAUUCUUCGUACUUUCGGUAUUCUCGCGGCCGUGACAGCAUUCUGCGUCUUGACAGGCGUUCCGAUGUAUGUUUUCGGGAAGAGGUCACGAAGUUUCGUUGCAAGGCAUCCCAGACUCUUCUUGACAAAAUGA
Messenger RNA from Fomitiporia mediterranea MF3/22, 3438 nucleotides. RefSeq names its product MFS general substrate transporter. The transcript is spliced from 50 exons. Gene Ontology annotation, molecular function: transmembrane transporter activity. The record is from RefSeq and is a predicted model, not a curated record. Gene Ontology annotation, biological process: transmembrane transport. Bases 1 to 3438 code for a protein of 1145 amino acids. Lineage: Eukaryota; Fungi; Basidiomycota; Agaricomycetes; Hymenochaetales; Hymenochaetaceae.